This is a messenger RNA of Notechis scutatus (mainland tiger snake), 1151 nucleotides long. Lineage: Eukaryota; Metazoa; Chordata; Lepidosauria; Squamata; Elapidae. The record is from RefSeq and is a predicted model, not a curated record.
CCGUUGCCAGUUGUGCCCUUCCCCUCUCAAAAGGACUGGAUCGGCCACCGCUUCCUCCUCUUCUUCUGCCAGCGCCAACGCCACAGCCGUUUGCCAUCAUGACAGACCGGUCCACCUUCGACACCAAUGUGACCACUGUGACCCGGUUCGUGAUGGAGGGAGGCAGGAAAGCGCGGGGCACCGGAGAGCUCACUCAGCUGCUCAACGCGCUCUGCACGGCCGUCAAAGCCAUCUCCACCGCCGUGCGCAAGGCGGGCAUUGCCAACCUCUAUGGACUUUCUGGUUCUACCAAUGUGACAGGGGACCAAGUAAAGAAGUUAGAUAUUCUUUCCAAUGACAUGGUGAUCAACAUGCUGAAAUCAUCAUUCUCCACUUGUGUCAUUGUGUCAGAAGAAAACAAAGAAGCAGUCAUAGUGGAAGACGACAAACAGGGUAAAUAUGUUGUCUGCAUUGACCCACUUGAUGGUUCUUCUAAUAUUGAUUGCCUUGUUUCUAUUGGAACCAUUUUUGCUAUCUAUAAAAAGGUUUCUCCUGGUGCUCCUUGUGAAAAGGAUGCUCUCCAGUCUGGUCGCAAUCUGGUGGCAGCUGGUUAUGCCCUGUAUGGAAGUGCUACUAUGCUUGUCUUGGCCCUGGAAUCUGGCGUCAACUGUUUUAUGCUCGAUCCGGCAAUUGGUGAAUUCAUUUUGGUGAACAAAGAUGUAAAAAUAAAGAAAAAGGGAAAUAUCUACAGUCUAAAUGAAGGAUAUGCAUCAUACUUUGAUCCUGCAGUCACGGAAUAUCUUCAGAAGAAGAAAUUUCCCCAAGAUGGUAGCCCUCCCUAUGGCAGCAGGUACGUGGGUUCCAUGGUGGCUGAUGUGCAUCGUACUUUGGUGUAUGGAGGAAUCUUUUUAUACCCAGCCAAUUCAAAGAGCCCUAAGGGAAAGCUGCGGCUCUUAUACGAAUGCAACCCCAUCGCUUUUAUCAUUGAACAGGCUGGAGGAAUAGCUACCACAGGCACAGAGGCGGUGCUGGAUGUAAAGCCAGAGUCUAUUCAUCAGAGAGUCCCUUUUGUUGUUGGUUCUCCUGAAGAUGUUCAAGAAUAUCUUGCAUUUGUACAGAAACACCAGAAAAGCAGCUAGUGGUCCUCUAAAGUGCCCCAUCAAUUUGCUUUC